AUGCCAAAGGUAUUUUUUGACAGUGAGGACGAAGAGUAUAUACCAGUUCUGACAUUCCAACAACGUUUUUCAAACUAUUCAGAGUUAGACGAUGAAGAAGAUGACGAAGUUGAAAACAGUAAUAAGAAGGGCUACAAACAAAAAAACAUACCUAAAUUGCCACCACUACCUUUAGAUUUUGAACUAUUG
Dentiscutata erythropus is the source of this 189-nucleotide messenger RNA. Lineage: Eukaryota; Fungi; Glomeromycota; Glomeromycetes; Diversisporales; Gigasporaceae. The record is from the annotation of a GenBank genome assembly.